Linepithema humile (Argentine ant) is the source of this 1376-nucleotide messenger RNA. RefSeq names its product putative nuclease HARBI1. NCBI's taxonomy places the organism in Eukaryota, Metazoa, Arthropoda, Insecta, Hymenoptera, Formicidae. The record is from RefSeq and is a predicted model, not a curated record.
UGUUGCUCAUUGAAUAUCGAACAGACAGAGUGAUACUUGUGUCGAUUUGUGUCAACUUGUGUCCUAUGCUGGAAAACAUACUAUAUUUUGCAAGGAAAUCUAAGCAAAACUUUAAUAUAAUAAACUACAAUGGAAAGAAUAUUGAAUGUUAUUCAUUGUGCUGUGGAAGAAUUAACCAACAGUGACAGUAGCUCAGACUCUGAUUUAUGGUCGGACAGUUCUGAUGAAGAACUACUAUUGCUGGAUGAUAUGGAACGCAUGAAAGUACCGAAGGUUGACAAUUAUUAUGGUACAAUUUAUUGUAUGCGUGAUAAAACAUUUCAAUCUCAUUUUCGCCUUACGAGAAGUUCUUUCGAGAUUGUAAGAAGAGCAAUUGGGCUUAUAUUGCUACCUAAUAACAAUGAAGGAGGCCAUCCUAAUGUACCAUUGGAGAAAGCGAUAUUGUCAACAUUAUGGUUACUGGCAAAUCAAGAUUCUUUUCGAGAAGUCAGUAAUUUAUUCGAUUUAAGCUCGAGUACUACACAUAAAAUAUUUCUUGAUGUAUGCAGUGCUCUGUGUAGUAUCGUGAAUAAAUAUCUACACUGGCCAAAUCUGGCAGAGUUUCAAUGUAUAAGACAACAGUUUGACGAGCUCAGAGGACCGAAUAAUUUUCCAGACGUGGCAUGUGCAGUUGAUGGAAUGCAUAUUGAAAUUCCAGCUGCAAGAGAUGAUCCUAUAAGUUAUUAUAAUCGAAAAGGUUUUCACUCAAUUAUUCUACAAGGGAUCUGCGAUGCAAAAUGUCAGUUUAUUGAUAUUUUUAUUGGUUGGCCUGGUGCGACUCACGAUGCGAGAGUAUGGAGGGAAAGUCCUAUUGGUCAAGCACUUGCAGAAGAUCCAACACUUUUACCGGAAGGAACUCAUAUUAUAGGAGAUUCUGCGUAUACUUUACAACCUUAUUUACUAACACCAUUUCGUAAUAAUGGUCACUUAACUCCAAGACAAAAGCUGUAUAAUAAAAAAUUAAGUUCAAAGAGAGUUGUCAUUGAGCAGGCAUUUGGAAAGCUGAGAGCUAGAUUUAGAAGAUUAGAAUAUUUAAAUAUGUAUCUCAUGAAUGAAAUGAAAAUAGUUGUUGUUGCUGCAUGUGUUCUGCAUAAUAUAUGCAUUAGAUAUAAUGAUGAAACAGAAUUAAGUGACGAUGAACGUGAGGAAGAAAAUAGAGACCAGGACGAGGACAAUGCCAUUUUGGAAAUAGCUAAUGAUAAAAGAAAUAGAAUUGUAGACACUUUGUGGAUGAAUAGAAGAUGAAUAGAAGAUGAAAUGGAAUAGGUGAACAACAAAUAAAAAAAAAUAAAUUCUGUAGUAAGAAAUAGAACAUGUGCAAAUUUAUAUUGAGACGU